Andrographis paniculata is the source of this 371-nucleotide messenger RNA. RefSeq names its product CLAVATA3/ESR (CLE)-related protein 33-like. Lineage: Eukaryota; Viridiplantae; Streptophyta; Magnoliopsida; Lamiales; Acanthaceae. The record is from RefSeq and is a predicted model, not a curated record. Bases 5 to 265 code for a protein of 86 amino acids. The transcript has a single exon.
AUAAAUGAAGGUUCAUUUCAUGCAACAUCGAUCGAUGACUCAUCUAACAUCGGGGUUUUGCUUACUACUAAUCGCCAUUUUGUCGAUUACAUUUUGUGAAUCGCGUUCUCUUCCACCACCGAUAGCGUAUUCCCAACAACAUCGUGGAUUGAUCGAAGUGUCUAAAAAUAUUAUCAAAGAUAUCAUCAAGAAAAGAGAUCUUGAAGAAGAAGGGUAUCGCUUCACUAGGGUUAGCCCCGGUGGACCCGACCCGAGACAUCAUUAAAUCUUAGUACUCUUCAUUUAGAGUACACUACGGCGUAGAGCUUUUCAUAGUCGACUUUUCGAUUUUUUAUUAUCAAGAAUUCACAUUGGAUUCAUUUUAGGGUUUU